This is a messenger RNA of Juglans microcarpa x Juglans regia, 1353 nucleotides long. RefSeq lists its product as uncharacterized. Bases 1 to 1353 code for a protein of 450 amino acids. The record is from RefSeq and is a predicted model, not a curated record. The transcript has 3 exons. NCBI's taxonomy places the organism in Eukaryota, Viridiplantae, Streptophyta, Magnoliopsida, Fagales, Juglandaceae.
AUGGAUGAGGCUCGUUGGUUGGAGGACGGUUUUCAACAAGUUGAUAACGGAGGAGUUGAUCCUGAAGUGGUGCAAGGAGUUGAAGAUGAAGGGGAGGUUCUGGGUUCGAUAUUAGAAGAAGAGAAAGUGGAGAGUAUGGUGCACAAGAGUAAAGAAAAAGAUUGCUAUUCUGAUCCAGUGAGGAGUGGUCAGCAGAGGAAAAGUGCUAGAAUCAGAAGUUCUAAAAGGAGAUGCCAGCUUUGGCAAGAAUUGUGUGGCUUUCCAAGUGCUUUUGAAGCUUGGGUGGUUGCGGGUGAUUUUAAUGUGAUACGUUCAGAUGCAGAAAGAAGAGGUGGUCGUCCGAGGUCAGCAAUGGCAAUGGAGGAGUUUAAUCAAUUCAUUAAUCUUGGUGGGUUGAAGGAGAUGUCUUUCAUGGGUGGCCCUUUUUCUUGGUGCAAUGGUCAUGCCAUGUUAACUAGAUGUUGGGCGAGAUUGGAUAGGAUUUUGAUGGAUAAUAUAUGUGCUAUGAAUUAUCCUUCUUCUUGCAUGGAAUACCUUUCAUGCUCCUCGUUGGAUCACGCACCAAUGGUAAUGUGCCUUGAGAAACCUUCGGCGCAUUAUGGCCCUUCUCCGUUCAGAUUCCAGGAAAUGUGGACGAGGCAUGAUGAUUUCUUAAAUUGUGUCAAAAUGGUAUGGGAGGAAGAGGCGAUUGGGAUCGGGAUGUGGAAGUUGGUGAGGGGAUCCAAGGAGGAUGAAAUGGCCUUUUUGGCAGCCAAGCUUGAGUUGGAUGAGUGGAUGCGUAGAGAGGAAAUGAGGUUGUCUCAAAUAGCGAAGCAACGGUGGGCUGAGGUAGGGGAUGUUAAUGCACAAUUGUUUCGAAGCUUGGAUAAAAAAGGUAGUAAUUUGGUCCGAGAAAUGACUUUGGAAGAUGGACGUCGACUUAGUUCUCCGGAAGCAGUACAUGAAGAAGCUGUUAGAUAUUUCUCUUGUUUUAUGGAGGCUAGAAAUAGUAGCUCAUAUCCGGAUUUGUCGCUGUGGGUACAUAAAGAAAUCUCAGAUUCUGAACAUAGAAGGUUGUACGAGCUCUCCUCAAUCCAAGAUAUUAAGGAAACCAUGUUUUCUAUUCCGAUAGACAGUUCACCAGGUUCAGAUGGUUUCACUUCGGGAUUUUAUAAAAGUUGCUGGGGGAUUGUGGAAAAGGAUGUGGUGGAAACAGUGUGGGAUUUUUUUAGAGGUUGUGAGCUACCUAGGUUCUAUUCCUCAUCAUAUGUAGUUCUUAUCCCGAAGGUGCCGAAUCCUACAAGUUUUGAGAAGUUCAAGCCAAUUAGCCUUUGUUCUAUGGUGUAUAAAGUAUGCUCUAAAUUGAUGGUGUGA